This is a messenger RNA of Maniola jurtina (meadow brown), 1271 nucleotides long. RefSeq lists its product as uncharacterized. The transcript is spliced from 7 exons. Lineage: Eukaryota; Metazoa; Arthropoda; Insecta; Lepidoptera; Nymphalidae. The record is from RefSeq and is a predicted model, not a curated record. The coding region runs from base 219 to 1064 and encodes 281 amino acids.
CCGCAGUCAUCAAAUUAGCAUCAGCACCAGCUUCAUUAGCUGUGAGUAUAAAAAAAGUUAGGAAGUAAAUCAACAGGCUGGCACGCAUGCGCACUAACCACUGAAAAACUGCCAUAUGAACUUCAGUCGGCUCGCUUCAAUCAAAUUGGGUAGUACCUCUAAACCUGCUCAAUAUUGUACUUUGAGUUACGAAAGUUUGUUUAAGUUGUUAUGAAGACAUGGACUAUUCUACGCAUAUUGUGUUUCUCGUAUUAUGUGCCCAAUGCGUAGCAGUAAAUAUUCAAAGGAUAGAAGUUCCACCGCUCGUGGAAGUAGGCACCGAGGCAGUUAUUCUUGACUGCCAGUACAAGACUAACAACGCUUCGCCACCAGGCCUCGUCAUGAAGUGGUUCUUCAACGGGUCUUCUGGUCUGGUCUAUCAGUGGAUACCACCCCUGCGACCACAAGUUAUAGGUUUACUUAAAGGCAAAGUGGAUUUGGAUUUUAGAAUUUCUGAGGAGCCUUUACAAGCUUACCGUGCUAUUAAGAUAUUGAAACCAAGUACGGAUCUUAGCGGGAACUACACUUGCGUAGUAUCCUCUUUCUUAGAAGAGGAUCAACAAACGCGGCCUAUGCUCGUAUACAGUCCAGGUAAAAACUUUCAUUUUGUUCAAGAGAAAAAGUAUGUAUUUCUGGUUACACUCAUCUGUGGUGCAGAAGAUUUAUACCCAAGACCAGAAAUAAGCAUAUUGGCGCAGGGAAAACCCUUGAAGCAAGCCGUGACUGAAUUGAAAAUGAAUUCAUGGGGCUUAUAUGCAGUGACAAUGAAGGCUGUUGUACACGACGAUGACGUCAGAACCCCUUAUGAAAAAUUCACAUGCACUCUGAGCCUACUACCAGCGAACUACACGACGAAUCGAACUACUGUCUACUAUCCUGGGCUGAUGCCGACUGCCUACAUUGCUGCCUACGAAGUGGAGAAGCCACAAGAACGACAUUCCAAUGGAAACCAGUCUCCGAAAAGAAACCACCUCAUAGUCGAGCUUCUCUCCGCGCUCAUAUCAACGAAAUUAAUUGUUAGAUAAAUAAAUGUAUUUGUACCCUAAUUAGGUAAUAUUUUUAUAAUUGUUUUUGUCUCACAUUAAAAGACUGUGUGCAGUUUUGUAGCUUUUUUAUAAAUGAAAUUUGCAAUUUAAUUAUUCAGAACUCACAAAACUAGAAAUAGAAAUAUAUGUAACGUUUAAGUUGGAUAGUUUGUUUAAUUUAUUUGUAUACAAUAGGUAAUACAACAC